Pocillopora meandrina is the source of this 3682-nucleotide messenger RNA. Lineage: Eukaryota; Metazoa; Cnidaria; Anthozoa; Scleractinia; Pocilloporidae. The record is from the annotation of a GenBank genome assembly.
UGAUUUUGGUAAAAAGGGCACAGAAUACGAUUACGAAACUCAGUUCUUCGGGUUUACCCCUGAAUCUUUCGUAGAUGGAGGUAGUUAAAUGUCGCAUUGCACAAACGCCAUUUUAAACUCGACAUGUCAGUGAUUCAUAAUGAACAAAGAUCUUGUGAGGUUGAUUUGCGAUCGCUGUUUUGUUCCUUACUCAUUAAUUUGACAGUUUACAAUGCUGUGAACGACUAUGUUGGUGACUGCAUUCAAGAGUUGGAAAAUGUUAUCAAAAGUGAGGUGAGAGAAGUAUAGUUAUUUUACUGCCUGAAAUAUUAAGAAACUUCCACAGUACAGCAAAAAACCCAGUACAAAACUAAUUAUUGUGGGUUUUCUUAUGGCCUUUUAUUUCCAUUUAGCCCUCAGUGUCAUGUGACGUAUCAGAGGAAACGCUUCACAGGGUCAGGCCAGCUUCACUUUCAUUUCUGAUUUUGUUAAAUCACUUAGUGAAUUGCUACAAGUUGAUGACUGUACCUCAUUACACCUUUUUACUCAUUUCAGGAGAGCGAGAAAAUGAUCAAAGGUUUUUAUAAAAGUAUUGAUGCAGCUUUUGACAGAUUUGAGGUAAUAAUAAUAGAGACUCUUAUGUCGUGGGCAAGUCAAGAAUAUUAAUAUUUGAUUUCACUCUAGCAAUCUGUGUUGUAUGUUAACAUUUCAAACUUAUGGAGGAUGUUGAUGAUUGAUGAUGAUUUUAUUCAUACAAUUUAUGAUUCUCCAGGUUUAUGUAAAAAAUAACAUCUUCAAAAUUCCUGCCAAUAUUCUUUUACCAGAAGACAAGGUUAGAAAAUCCUUUAAUAUUUUGCCAGUUAAUUUUCAUAUGAACAGGCUAAAAAUCAUUCAAUAUUGCUGUAUUGAUUUUGAUGCUUAAUGAUUGUUUUUUAUUUGUUUUUUAUUUCUCUCCUUGGUACCAAAUAUAAAGGUUAAAAUGAAACUCACCAACAACAUAACAUUCAAAUCUGUGGCUCUCUACUUAUUAAUUUUCUUUUUAUAUGACAACCAUGGUGAUGUGACAGGUAGAUAAAGUUUCAGGAGUACUGAGGUUGUGGGUUAAUGUUGAAGUUUAUUCCAUUGUCGAUAGUAAUAUCAGUUUAAUGGGAUGCAUAACAAACUGGCCUCUUGCAUGCUUUGACAUUUCUCAAAUUUGUAAGCUGGCAAGCAGAUAACAAGUUACAAUUAUUACAUGGGAUUGGAAGAGUUUUUUUUUUUUAAUAAGAGCAGCAUUUUGAGGAUUCUAUGUGUGAUGGUUAUUUACCAUGUAUCUGUUUGGUGGAGUUUUUACUGAUUGUUUUUGAGAUGUUUUGGUAAUUGUUUAGAAAUAUAUUAUCCAGCUUCUGCAGCAUAAAAUGACAAUGAGUAUUGCUGCUAAAUGUGAGAGGAGGGUAAGAAAUCACUGGUGACCCUGUGGUAGUUUCUCUAACAGCUACAGGUUACUCAUUUGUACCACUGAAAAUUAAAAUUGUCUCACCUUAGAAUAUCACAGAGCUUUCCUAAUCAGGCCCAGGAACUCAACAACUGGAUCUAGAGUUCAAUACUUAACAGUCAUGUAAAAUAGGGAAUAUCCCACUUAAGGAGUAAACAUUCAGUAAAGGUUAACUGGGCAUAAUUGUGGCCAUUUGUCACAGGUACAUCACAAACACCAAUGUACAGUAGAGGAUGAAAAGCAGAUUGAUGAAGAGCUUAAAGAACUUGAAAGAAAAAUCAGAGCAGUAAGGCGUAGCUCCUUUUCAUUGCGUGUCUAUCAACAUUAACUAUUCAUUUGUUUUUAAAAGAAUUAUUAUCUAACCUGUUCAUAUUAUACCUUCUCGUCUUUAAGGCAAAGUAUGUGAAUGCAGCUUUGAGACAGGAAGUUAAAGAUUUGGACAGUGCUCAAGAACAGGUACUGCUACUGAACAAGUUGUUGAAACUUACAUAACCAGUCUUAAAUUCUGGACAUCUUUUGAUGGUUUAGAGUGUUACUGGUGAGUUUCAGACUCUGCACUCAUUAUUGUCUUGGUAUAUUUGAAUUAUUUUGCUUUCAGCUUGACAACUUUGAAAACCACAUAGACGCUGUACAAAAGGCAUUUGAAGGCAAUGGAGGUGAUGAAGUCUACUUGUAUACAACUAUUGUGUACUAAUUAAAAAUUACAUCAAAGUGGAGGUCUGGAUUAUUUUAAAUUUGUUUCACCAUCUGACUUAAGGCCAAUGUGAAUUCAAAACAACUUUGUUGAAAGAGAUGAUUAAUUAUAUUAUAUAAUUUUGUACAAUUCCAAGGUGUAAAACAAAGCUUGACAACAACUCACGAGAAAGCAAUCAAACUCUAUGAUUUAAUAGCAGAUGGACUCCACACUGGGACUUUUCAUGUUCAGGUAGUAAAUAAUUAGAACAUUUUUAUAUAACUUACACUGGUACUCUAAAGAAACUGUGGUGCUGUGUGGGUGGGAGAGUAGAGCAGGCAAUUUAGUGUUAACAACUGAGUUGAAAACAUAAAUUGGCCACCGUAAAGAGUAAAAAAGCUGACUUUCCAGUGUUAGCCCUUUGUCAGAGCAAUUGUGGGUUGUGUGUGGGUUUACAUGCAGAAAAUGGAGCUACACUAUUAGUGGGAAUGUGGUGUUGAAAAAACAAGAAUAAAUUAGUUGACUGAAAAGUGCUCUUAGAUACGGUGGGGAUAAAGAGUGCCAAUUGGGAAGAUGAAUUUAUGUUCUGGUGUUUUGUGCCUUUCCAAACUGCCUAGAUGUAAGACUAAUAGACUCAAAUCCAUGUUAUUUUUCAGGAAAAAUCUGAUCAAAGAUCUUCAACAGAAAGCAAACAGAAAAAAAUCAAAUUAGGAUAAAUACAAUAUGCAAGCCAAUAAGUUUGCUUUAUAAAUGGUACCUGCAGUGUCCUGGGAAACCUUUAUUGAGUAGCACUCUUAUAUGGGAGAAAAUCCAUUAUGCUGGAUAUAUUAAUUGUAGAAUAGAAAAUACUGAGACUUCUUGAUUACAUCUAUAACAUGUCAAUUUCAAAAAUGACUUUUUUUGAUAGACCAGGAUCCAUGAUUAUUUUUUGUUGUUGUUGAGAAAGUCAUUUAUAAAAGCUAUGGUAUAAAAUUAAUUAAAUAAUAAUAUUUUCAUGGUAUUUUAUAUGUUCAUAUUACUCUGUACAAUUUUCAUGUUCAAGAGAAACUUAGUAAACAUACUUUUCACUAGUUAUUUUAUCAUUCUGCUGUUUCAAGAAUGUCAUUCAAGCUUUCUACAAAAGGUCUGCAAAGUAUUCUUUAUACAAUACAAUGAUUGUUAACAGAAUAAAAAAAAAGUUGAAAGAAAAAGCUAAAGUUCAGAGCUGGUUAAAAAAGUUGAAAUCAAUUAGCCAUUCAACACAUUCUGAAAAUUCUGCCCAAGCCUUGCUGUACAUACAAUGUGUAUUGUAAAGAAACUGUGGUGCUGCAUCAGUGAGAAAGUAUAACAGGAUAAGUUGGUUUUGUCAAAUCCACAAUUGUUAAGAGUUUCUAAGCUGAUGUUUUGAGUGUUAACCCUUUGUCUUAGCAUGAACCCAAUGUCCAUUUGCACUGAAACACCAGCUUAGAAGCUGUUUACAGUGGCCAAUUCACAUUAUCUCGAUAUCUCUAAUUAUUUUUUGCAUACCUUUUAACAACCUUUGUACACAAAAAGACUAAAUAUUUUUUAGCAAGGAC